Messenger RNA from Asparagus officinalis (garden asparagus), 1798 nucleotides. Its product is annotated as 1-(5-phosphoribosyl)-5-[(5-phosphoribosylamino)methylideneamino] imidazole-4-carboxamide isomerase, chloroplastic-like. Gene Ontology annotation, biological process: L-tryptophan biosynthetic process; L-histidine biosynthetic process. Lineage: Eukaryota; Viridiplantae; Streptophyta; Magnoliopsida; Asparagales; Asparagaceae. The record is from RefSeq and is a predicted model, not a curated record. Gene Ontology annotation, cellular component: cytoplasm. The transcript has 9 exons. Bases 587 to 1528 code for a protein of 313 amino acids. Gene Ontology annotation, molecular function: 1-(5-phosphoribosyl)-5-[(5-phosphoribosylamino)methylideneamino]imidazole-4-carboxamide isomerase activity.
CUCAAACCCUAAAAUCCAGCCGCCACUCUUCCUCUUCUCAUGCUCUCAGUUCCUCUCUCUUCCCCCCAACUCAUGGUGACUGUGGCCGAUCUAACCUGCCUCUUUGCCCAGCUCGCCACCAAUCUCCGGUGAUCUACCGCCUCAACCUCCACCAACCCCUCCUCCUCUUCCUAUCCGUCGAGCGCAAUCUCGUGUAUCGCCGCCUCUCUCAGCUCGCAAACCCCAGGAACUAGGGUUUUGGACGCCGCCCUCUCGCUCAUGUGCUUCAACUCUUCUCAGCUCAUAAUAUAGUUGAUCAAUAACUUCACAUCAGUGGAAGAUGUAGAAAAAACCAAUGUCAGGGAAUUGGAGAGUACAUUUGCACGUGCCAAGAAUUAAAGGAUAACUUUGCAAAUAUGAAAAUUGUGAGGAUUACAUAUGCAAAAACCCAAGAAGAAAAAAAAGGAAAAAUCCGCAUCUACCCUUGUUGAUCGGGCUUGGGUACAUAAGCCUUAGACCCGGUGCCGUUUGCUCCUCUCCACUUGCGCCUCCACCUCUCUCUACGGCUCUACCCUUCUCCAUCUCAAGCCUAGAAAAAACCCAAUUAAUGGAUCUUCACAUGCUUUCAGGUCUCAGAUCUGCCUCCAAAAUCUCUCUUACUUCCUUUCCUCAGAUAAAGCACAAGAAGAAUCAAUGGGCACCUCCAGUGUGGACUUCGAGCUCAUGCUCUUCUUCCCAAUUUGUUCGUCUUGUGGUCAAAUGCGGGGUUCGAUUUCGGCCUUGUAUUGAUAUACAUGAGGGAAAAGUCAAGCAAAUAGUUGGAUCCACACUUCAAGAUUCGGCUGAAGGCACUCUGGUAACCAAUUUUGAAUCAGAUAAAUCUCCAGCUGAAUAUGCAACUUUGUACAAGAAGGAUGAACUUGCUGGGGGUCAUGUGAUAAUGCUUGGUGCUGAUGCUGCAAGCAAAUGUGCAGCUAUUGAAGCCUUGCAUGCCUAUCCAGGGGGGAUGCAAGUUGGUGGUGGCAUCAAUGUCGACAACGCUCAGAGCUAUAUUGAGGAAGGAGCCAGUCAUGUGAUUGUAACAUCGUAUGUUUUCAAUGGUGGACAUAUGGACCUUGAACGACUUAAGCAGCUUGUUCAGUUGAUUGGGAAGAAUAGGCUCGUUUUGGAUCUUAGUUGCAGGAAGAAGAACUCUAGGUAUUUCAUUGUCACAGAUAGAUGGCAGAAGUUCAGUGAUGUAAUUCUAGACAAGACAAGUUUGACAUUCCUUGCUACAUUUGCUGAUGAGUUCUUAGUUCAUGGAGUUGAUGUAGAAGGGAAAAGGCUAGGAAUUGAUGAGAGGCUUGUGACUUUGCUUGGUCGCUACUCACCUAUACCAGUAACUUAUGCUGGUGGCGUGAAUUCAAUGGCUGAUAUGGAGAGGAUAAAGAAGGCGGGCAAGGGUAAUGUGGAUGUCACAGUAGGAAGCGCUCUCGAUAUAUUUGGUGGUGAUCUGUCUUAUAAAGAGGUUGUUUCUUGGCAUAAGGAACAAAAGUCAGCGAGACAAUAGCUUUUGUAUCCUCCCAUGAGUGCGAACGAAUGAUACGUCUAGAAUUACUUCCCAUCGAAUAGCAGCACUUGGUAGCUGAUAAAGCUUUGAUGUUUUGGUUAUUUGGAAAUUUUGGAUACUGCUUGUCAUGAAAGCACUAAAGGUUUGAUGUCUAAUGAUUCCAAUGUUUAUUAAUGUUAUGUUCGGAUAUUAACGUACAUUAGGAUAAAUUGCUGGUUUUGUCACAGGGAUGAUUAAGUUAUAUAAGAAUUUAAAUAUUUCCGACUUUCA